AUGUAUAACAAGGAGGCGUUGCAGAGGCACCCGACUCCAGACACAUGCUGUGUACGAGAUGAGUCCACAAAAGGAGCCGUUCAAACUCGUGAGUAUAUCUACAAUUUGCUGGCUCAACAGACAAGCGCAGUAAACAGUCAGAAAAGAUUGCCGAGGAUACGACCGCGUAGGACGUCACCACCACCACUACCGGAUGCAGUGCCAAAAGCGCCACACAAAACCAUGGGUCCACCUCCGCAUCCCCAUCCAGAGGCAAUUCAACCCCCACAGAAAGCACCUUUUAAGCCGAAGCACUGGAGAACACCUUUUAUGGACAGACAGUGUGUGAAGGAGAAAGUGAAACUUGAUAAGAUUGCCUUUGAGAAGCUGAAGUUGGAUAAACCAACUGGCCGUGUUAAAGAUGCUUGUUGUGCUGGAGUGAGACCACCGAUCCCUCCCAAUCCGCAUGGUGAAUCGAUUCAAUGUCGUGAGCUUCCAAAUCGUACCAACUGGAUCGAGCGAAAUGCCAUAAAGGCAAUCACGAGUAAACCGGGUUAUCGCGUAUUCAAUGCUGAUAGGAAGAUGAUUGUUGACACGAGGAGGGGAGACAAACAAGCUCUAGUCUCGAGUAAGACACACUCGGGGUUGGAGAAACGAUACGUCUAUAAACCGACCUUUGGGAGGGUGCCAAGGUACCUCAGACAACGCGCUGAGGCUAUAGCUGACACCCGAGCAGCCUAUUCACACUACUUAAAUGAGAAGGAGUUACAGCGGACUGAUUAUAUGUUGACAGAGAAAGAACGCCAAGAUUUAUUGAAUGGGCUAAAGACGGCGUGGGAUGAGUACAAUGCAAAGUAUCUGGGGUUGUCAGUGAGUAGAAGCGGUGCAAAGCAAAAGUCCUACGGUGACUUCUUGGAGAAGCAGUUGGCAAGCCUAGAACGCGACAUAGAAAUGAUUGAGAGUCACCCUUACAUCUUUAUUGAUGCGGAUAAGACACCCGGAGUGGGCGGAGCUGUGACUAAUGAUAUUCAGGUUUAA
Molecule: messenger RNA, 1017 nt
Organism: Hydatigera taeniaeformis
Lineage: Eukaryota; Metazoa; Platyhelminthes; Cestoda; Cyclophyllidea; Taeniidae
Source: the annotation of a GenBank genome assembly